Pomacea canaliculata is the source of this 766-nucleotide messenger RNA. RefSeq lists its product as uncharacterized. The record is from RefSeq and is a predicted model, not a curated record. The transcript is spliced from 3 exons. Lineage: Eukaryota; Metazoa; Mollusca; Gastropoda; Architaenioglossa; Ampullariidae. The coding region runs from base 162 to 446 and encodes 94 amino acids.
UGUCAGGUCUAAUCCAGCUUAUCGUUCCAGAGGAAACAUCGUUCAAGCUUCACCACGGACCUCUGUACAAGUUCGUGGUUUCAUUAGCAGGAUUGUUGUCGUUCCCGUGCGAAGGGAAGCUGCUGAUCAAGUAACUGCUUAGUUCUUGAACCAAACUCAAGAUGCCAACAAAUGCACUCCUUGUCCAGCUGCUUACUCAACCGCAUCUUCAACCCUCAGAAGUAGCGAAGAAUGGACCAAGUACCAGCAACAAAUAUGUCUUGAAUAUGCCUUCCUGCACCAUAAUGAACAAGGUACAGCUGGAGCACGCCAUUGACAACAACACUCAGGUGCUUCAAAAAGAUCUGCACGAGCAAAGAUUGAAGCAGCUGAGGAAACUGUUGAAAGACAUCCAGGAGGAUGACUGGCAGUAUGAGCCUGUGGAACAGCUUAUUGGCCUCAAGUGAUCUCCCCUUCCAUGCUGCUUUCUUCUUCUCUGAGCUGUACAAGGAAAGCACCUAGGGCUGGUACAAGAGAAACAACCAGGGAUUUUUGAGCCAUUUCAGGAAAGAUUAGACAAAAGUAGUACCAUAUUGCAACUGUUGGUUUAAUGUUACUUUAGGCUUUGAGAGUGGACAUCACUUUUGAUGAAAACACUUUAUGAGCAUAUUGUCUGGAGGUACUAAUGUUCACUUAAAGCAUAAAUUACUCUGAUUUUCUUUUUAAUCACACUGAUGGUGCCAUAAUAGCAAAAGAAAGAGAUUUUGUAAUAAAUGUAUUAUUUUCA